This is a messenger RNA of Oncorhynchus mykiss (rainbow trout), 4465 nucleotides long. RefSeq lists its product as uncharacterized. Gene Ontology annotation, molecular function: protein binding. The record is from RefSeq and is a predicted model, not a curated record. NCBI's taxonomy places the organism in Eukaryota, Metazoa, Chordata, Actinopteri, Salmoniformes, Salmonidae.
CCGGACAAAAGCGUCGUCAAUAUAAAAGGAAAACAAGAAAGGCUCUCUGUCGCGCAAGAAAAACCUCUGGGACACUGCAGUGUCCACUCAUACAGAGUGACCUUACUCCCUCUUUUGUCAGAAUACAAGCCUGAAACAGUUUCUAAAGACUGUUGACAUCUAGUGGAAGCCAUAGGAAGUGCAAUUUGAGUCAUAAGUCAAUGGAAUCCGUUUGAGUUACGGAAAACUACAAACAUAAAAAAUCCUACUUCCUGGAUGGAUUUUUCUCAGGUUUUCGCCUGCCAUAUCAGUUCUGUUAUACUUACAGCCAUUAUUUUAACAGUUCUGGAAACGUUGGAGUACUUUCUACCCAAACCUACUAAUUGUAUGCAAAUCCUAGCUUCUGGGCCUGAGUAGCAGGCAGUUUACUUUGGCCAUGCUUUUCAUUCAGAGGUUAACAUAGUGAACUUUACCCGAGUGAGGUGAACUCACUUGUUGGGAAUUGUAACAGCUCAUAUAGCGAGGAUCACUACUAUAUUCACUUAACUUCUUGACAAUGAAUGAGUCCUUAGUGAUUGUUUCCAGGGAAACAGUGAUUAAUGUGAUGACACAUUGUGGCCAACAGACAACUGUUUUUAAUUUUCAUGUUAUAUCGAUAUUUUCAAGAGGUGAUUGAACUCAAGUAGUGAUGCUGUUUGUUUUAUUCUGACUACCAGUGAUGCAUCAAGUUAUUCUGUUUGUUUUCUUCUGACUACCAGUGAUGCAUCAUGUUAUUCUGUUUGUUUUAUUCUGACUACCAGUGAUGCAUCAAGUUAUUCUGUUUGUUUUAUUCUUACUACUAGUGAUGCAUCAACUUAUUCUGUUUGUUUUAUUCUGACUACCAGUGAUGCAUCAUGUUAUUCUGUUUGCUUUAUUCUGACUACCAGUGAUGCAUCAAGUUAUUCUGUUUGUUUUAUUCUGACCACCAGUGUUUCAUCAAGUUAUUCUGUUUGUUUUAUUCUGACCACCAGUGACUUCCUACUAUGGAUCCUUGCUCAAACCAAACUUUGACUCUAGCAGCACUGGGACGGCCCUUCUCCCUGGGAAUGCUGUAUGACUGUCGCAAUGAUCACCUCAUUCCAGGCCUGACGCUGUGGGACGAGGAAGCACUCGGAAGGGACAUCAUUACGACAGACGAGCCUUUCACCGACUUCAAAGUCAUCACAUCUGAUUCUACAGCUGACAAAUACUCUGUGUUAAAUGUGAACGGCUCUCUCAAAACAAGCUGUUUGGCAGGGCUGGUUAAGGUGGAGGGAUCAGCAAAGUAUUUGAAAGAUGUUAAAGAGUCUCAGAAUCAUGCGAGAGUCACACUUUGGUACACCACUACUAAGAAAAACACUCAACUGUCCAUGAACCACCUUGGGCAGGAACACAUUAAGUACAAGGAGGUUUUUAGGGAAGGCAUAGCUACACAUGUGGUCACAGGUAUACUUUACGGAGCAAAUGCUUUCUUUGUGUUCGAUCGUGAGGUCUCAAGUGACGAGGACCGUAAAGACAUUGAGGGAAGCUUUAAAGUGACGCUUAAUAGCAUUCCCUAUGUUUCUAUUGGGGGUGAGAGUGCUUUAGGCAAGAAGAACACUUCUGAAACUACAACUGACAAGUUCUCUUGUAGAUUCCAUGGGGACGUUCUCCUGGAAAACAAUCCUGUAUCUUUUCAAGAUGCCAUGGACACCUACAAAACCUUGCCUCAGAAGGUAGGUGAGGGGGUUCCGGUGCAAGUGAAUCUACUUCCGUUAAAAGAAUUGGACCCAACCGCCACCCAGAUGGUUUGUCAGAUCAGUGGAAGCUUAGUUGACCAAUGGCAGACUGUGCUGGAAGACCUCAGUGAGCUGGAGAUGAGAUGCAACGACGCAAUGAGAAGCAAGCCAGUAAAAUACUUCAAGGAAAUUGAUGCCAAAGUGAAAACCUUUAAAAAACUGUGUUUCACAGAGCAUUUGAAGACUACUUUGGCAGACCUCCUUCCGUCUAUUAGAGGGGGAGAAAAGGAAGAGAGGGUGUUGUCCGAAUUCUUGACAAAGCAGCAAGAGUUCCGUUUCAACAGCAACAUCCUCAGUGAAUGUAUGGAUCGCAUUGAGAGAGAGAUCAAUGUGGUUGAUCGAUUCCUAAGCAUGAUUACAGAGGACUACAGUCAGACGUGUUCCACCAAGAUAGUCACAUCGAAGAGGGAACUUGACAAAGAGGUUUUGAACUCAAAGGUGAAGCGUGUUGUAUGUUUCACUUUCACCUCUCUGGGGUGCGAGGACCCUGUCCUGUCAGCUUUGGAUUCCCCAAGCUCUGAGAACACACAAGCCUUAGUUCCAGUUAAACCUGAUCUGACAAGAUGGUACCAUUCUGAUAAUGUAUUUGAUGACAUGGACAAGCAAGCUGGACUUUUCAAAGAUUUUGCUGAAGCUAACAAAGAGGACACACAAUCACGUUUCCUCUUGGCCUCCAUUCCCAACAAGGAACAAGAAGGAGCCAGCAUUUACCUUUAUGAGAAUGGAUCCAUAAGAAACGAGCAUUGGGAACCUCCAUCUAAACUUGAGAAGCCAACAGCAUGUGACAGAACUCACAACAGUGUGGAGUUGGAGUUGCUCCCUCCUGAUAGGGGAGCCCAUGACGUCACCCACUACCUGAUAGAAUACUGUAUUAAUGAGAAAGAUGGAUGGAGCAGCGAGAAGACGUCUGAAUCUGACGCAGCCUACACAGUGUCUGGACUGCUUCCCAGUACAGGGUACAAGUUCAAAUACAGAGCCGUGUGUUCAGCCGGCCUUGGUCCAGGCAGCGAGGUUAGUGACAUCAUCAAAACCUUGCCUUCCUGCCCUCCCAGUAAGCCUGAAAUCAAAGCCUACUCCACUGAGCUCAUGGUGUGCUGUCCAACGCCGUCUGUGAUUGGACAAGGGGUCAAGAUUCAGAACUAUGUGGUAGAACACAAAGAGGUGCCCACAGAGGAGAGUGAGGGGGAUGCAGAGUGGAUGAAGAGGACUUCCAAAGACAACGUCUGCAUCAUCGCCGGACUGCAGUCCCUCACAAAAUACACAGUGAGAGUCAGAUACGACUGUGGUGAAGCUGGAAUCAGCAAGUGGAGCUCACCAGUCGUCAUCGCCACUCUCUCAAAGACCACACGGUUGGCUGACGGUGUAAAAGAAAAGAGUGAACUGAAGCACCCUGGCUCGCCGUCUGUUUAUGAGAUCCCCAUGGAAACGAUACCGCCGGUGGAUGAAGUAGCCAGGCUCAGGUUUGGAGAGCAGAGUUCCAGGACCAGGAGGACAAUCUAUCUGGUGGGAGACAAAGACCAGGUAAUGGAGCUGAUGAUCAACUACAUCCUGGGAGUUCAGUGGGAGAAUGGGUUCCGCUUCAAGCUACCCCAAGAUGACGAGGUAUCUACAAUGAUAUAUGAAAUCAAUUACCAGGAUGGAUUCCAGAUCCCCUUCUCUCUCACCAUUAUCUAUGACAGACAAGACAAGUGUAGAUCAUUAGAUUUGGGCCAGAUCUGGGUCAAUGCUCUGUGCUCUGUGUGCGAUGCGGCUGAGUUUAGGGAUCUAGACUCUGAAGAUUGUAAAGAAAUGAAGAGAUGGAAGAAAUGGAAGAUGGUGAACCUGAUGACACAUGCAGAUGGAAGGCAACUCUUUAAACACAUCGACCCUGAGGACAUUCCAGUUCACUUCAAGUUCAAUCUGUCAGCGUUUACAGACCAUGCCAGGAGAAGCCACGCUGACGGUGACGGAGCCAUGAUGAGGAGGAGUCGCCAUGACGUGAUGAGGGGAAUCCGUGACAAGAUGAGGGAAAUGAGGAGUCACCAUGACAUGAUGAAGGAGAUGAGGGAUCCCCAUUACGUGAUGUGGAUGAUGAGGAGAAGCAUUGAUGAUGAGGACGAUGACCAUGGGGAUGGUGGUGAUGGUGGUGGUGACAAUGACGAUGAUGGUGACGAUGAUGACCAUCCUCAGUUUGAGAAGACGUUCUGGGAUGCAGAUAUGGGCAGUAUGAAGAGGUUUUUCAAGACCUUGUUGAAAAUGGAGAGUUCAUGUUCCCUCAAAGACCUGAUUGGUUGAAUAGAGUGUGUUUCUUUAUUUAACAGGCCAACCUCAUCUUGUUAUCAUCUUGGUGUCCAUAAGGUCAACCUCAUCUUGUUAUCAUUUUGGUGUCCAUAAGGUCAACCUCAACUUGUUAACAUCUAGGUGUCCAUAAAGCCAACCUCAUCUUGUUAUCAACUUGGUGCCCAUAAAGUCAACCUCAUCUUGUUAUCAUCUUGGUGUCCAUAAGGCCAACCUCAUCUUGUUAUCAUCUUGGUGUCCAUAAGGCCAACCUCAUCUUGUUAUCCUCUUGGUGUCCAUAAAGCCAACCUCAUCUUGUUAUCAUCUUGGUGUCCAUAAGGCCAACCUCAUCUUGUUAUCCUCUUGGUGUCCAUAAAGCCAACCUCAUCUUGUUAUCAUCUUGGUGUCCAUAAGGUCAACCUCAUCUUGGUGCC